Cooperia oncophora is the source of this 345-nucleotide messenger RNA. Lineage: Eukaryota; Metazoa; Nematoda; Chromadorea; Rhabditida; Trichostrongylidae. The record is from the annotation of a GenBank genome assembly.
AUGGCGUAUUCACGGCCGUUAUUGUUGCGACAUAUGACGCAGGUUCAUGGAAUUGUAGCUCCAUUGAUCCAUAAAACGUUUUCUGACCGCGAAAAACUUCAGAUAUGGUUGGAACAACUUCGCGAGACACAUGCCAUAGAAUUCGUCGUUUCAUCAGGAUCCAAGAAGUGGGGUCAAGGUCUACAGGUUCACUACCUCACUUGCUCACGGAGUGGAGAGCAGAAGGAGCGUCCCAACAAGAAAUUCAGGCGACCAACACGUCCGUCAAUAAAAUGCGGAAAGAACUGCAUGGCUUAUUUGAAGGUAAUGAGGAUAUUAAUUAUGAAGUAUUCUCCGUUGUAUUGA